AGAAUACCAUUAUAACUGUGGUCCAUUAUAUGUCUUCUUCUGCAUAAAGCCAUACCUACUUCACUAACACCACUAUACUAAAUUUUUUCCAGAAUUGAACCCAUGGAAGAAUCAAAUUCUCUGCCACUUCUUUCUGUUAUUGUUUUUCUUCUUCUGCUUCAUGUCUCUUACUCUCUGGAAUCUCCAUCAAGAGAAUCCUUGUAUGUCACUUUUGUUCAAUGUCUUAAAAGCCACACAAACCCACAAGAUCAAGUUUCCAACAUAGUCUAUUCCCAAACCAAUGCAUCAUACAAUUCUGUUCUUAAAGCCUUUGUUCGAAAUUCCAAGUUCAGCACCCCCUCCACCCCAAAACCAUUACUCAUCAUCACCCCUCUGCAUGAAAACCAAGUCCAGGCCACUGUAAUUUGCGCCAAAAGCAUUGGUGUUCAGCUCAAAAUCAGGAGUGGAGGCCAUGACUUUGAAGGCAUUUCAUAUGUCUCACAGGUUUCCUUCAUCAUCCUUGACAUGUUCAAUUUUCAGGACAUCACUGUGGAUGUGCAAAAUGAGAUUGCAGUGAUUCAAUCUGGUGCUAGUCUUGGACAAGUUUAUUAUAGAAUUUGGGAGAAGAGUAAAGUUCAUGGCUUUCCUGCAGGGGUGUGUCCCACUGUUGGUGUUGGUGGACAUUUGAGUGGAGGAGGGUAUGGUAACAUGAUGAGAAAAUAUGGGUUAUCUGUUGAUAAUGUAGUUGAUGCCAAAAUUGUUGAUGUCAAAGGUAGGAUUCUUGAUAAAAAAGCAAUGGGGGAAGAUCUUUUCUGGGCUAUUAGAGGAGGUGGAGGAGCAAGUUUUGGAGUCAUUUUAUCAUACACUGUUAAGCUUGUUCCAGUGCCAGAAAAAGUUACAAUUUUUCAAAUUGACAAGAGUUUGGAGCAGAAUGCCACUGAUCUUGUUUUCCAAUGGCAGCAUGUUGCUCCAAACACAGAUGAAAGGCUUUUCAUGAGGCUGGCUUUGCAGCCUGUGAGAUCCAAUGUUGUGAAGGGGCAGAAAACUAUUAAAGUCUCAGUUUUGGCUUUGUUUCUUGGAGGGGCUGAAGAAAUUGUCACAAAGUUGCAAAAGGAGUUUCCUAUGCUUGGACUGAAGAAGGAAAAUUGCAAGGAAAUGAGAUGGAUUGAUUCUGUGUUCUGGUGGGCUAAUUUCAAUGAUGGGUCCUCAUUGGAAGCAUUGCUUGACAGGAACCAUUACACAACACAUUUCGGCAAGAAGAAAUCUGAUUAUGUGCAAAGUCCAAUUUCCAAAGAUGGGUUGAAUUGGAUAUUGAAGAAGAUGAUUGAGCUGGGAAAGGCUGAGCUUAUUUUCAAUCCUUAUGGAGGAAAAAUGAAUGAGAUUGCUUCUGAUGCUACACCUUUUCCUUAUAGGUCAGGGUUUCUGUACAAAAUUCAGUACAGUGUGAGUUGGCAGGAGCCAGGGGAUGCUGCAGAGAAGAAUUUUGUAGGUCAGGUUAGAAUGUUGUCCAGUUACAUGACCCCUUUUGUGUCCAAGAAUCCAAGGAGUUCCUACUUCAAUUAUAGGGACCUUGAUAUUGGUAUCAGUAGCCAUGGUAAGGAGAGUUACAGAGAUGGAGAGGUUUAUGGGAUCAAGUACUUCAACAGAAAUUUUGAAAGGUUGGUGAAGGUUAAGACUGCAGUUGACCCAGAAAACUUUUUCUGGAAUGAACAAAGCAUCCCAUCACUUCCAACCAAGGCAUAGGGAACCUAACCGAGAAAGUGUGCUGGAAACAAGGUUGUUAAUGACGGAUAGCGUAGCGUAGCGGCAAACCAAAAAAAUGGUAUUUCAAGUGGAGUAGCGGUGAACCCCAGGGUGCUAAGCUAUAGCGCUAUGGAACCGCUAUGGUGCGCUAUUAACAAGCCUGGGUGGAUAUAUGUCCGGUCGUUCGUGGGGGCUCGGCCUAGCCUAUAAAACAGGUUAGGUCAAAUUAGUAAAUAAAUAAGGUAAAGACUUUUGUACGAGUUUAUUAGGUUAGUACAUCCAGAACAGAAGAACAGGUAGUGGAUAAUGUUUUGGAUGCUCUAAUUGAUUAUGUUGAUAAUGUCCUUGAUAGGAAAUCAUUGGGGGAUGCCACUGAGAUUGCUGAGCAUGGAUUAAUGAAAUUGAUUUUUUUUAAUAGAAAA
Lotus japonicus is the source of this 2144-nucleotide messenger RNA. RefSeq names its product berberine bridge enzyme-like 21. The coding region runs from base 103 to 1722 and encodes 539 amino acids. Gene Ontology annotation, molecular function: FAD binding; oxidoreductase activity. The record is from RefSeq and is a predicted model, not a curated record. Lineage: Eukaryota; Viridiplantae; Streptophyta; Magnoliopsida; Fabales; Fabaceae. The transcript has a single exon.